UGCACUGACCUCCCCGGUCGAGAAGCGAUCGGACGAAGAUGGCGGCGAUGCGCUACAACCCUCAGCUGGUCCCGGAGGAGUUGCACCAGCUGGCGCGCCACCCGUACGCCGUUCAGAGCCGGCUUCAAGACCUCGGGACGUCCCCCGGCCCGGAGGAGCGUCGCCUCGGCAUCCCGCGGUCGCCGGAUCCCGAGGACGACCUCCUCGGCGGCGGUCGGUACUCGAGGGGCCGCUACCGGGAGGGGGGCGCGUCGUCGCCGCGCACGGAGAGCUCGUCGCCCCAGGGAAGGACCAGCUGCGGGACGAGUCCGCCCGGGCCGGCGCACUCGCACGGCAAGACCUCCUUCUGCAUAGACGCCCUCCUGGGCAGAGGGAGUCGACGGGAGUCCCCGGGGCCCGCUCGCCUCGAGGACGAGGCAUCCGUCGACGCGGCGGAUCGUGCCCCGGGCUCCGGGAGCGCGAGUCCGGGGAGCAACGCGAGUCGCAGUCCCGCGUCCAGCCCGCCCAUCUCGCCGGGGUCGGAAGGACCCGUCGGCGGCGGGGGGCCCCCGGGCCAUCGGACCGUCGCGGCCGGGCCCUACGUCGGGGCCGGCCUGGUCAGGCAGAGCCAGGGCCUGCUCCUGCAUCCCGGCGGCCCGCUCGCCGUUCCGCCCGGGGGGCUCUACUACCACCCGGCGGCGGGAGGCAGCGCCUUCCACUCCGUGCACAAGGAGGGACAGGCCGUGGGUCACCCUCGGUCGGCUGGCCCGCCUCAGCAGCAGCAGCAACACCAGCAGCAGCACCAGCAGCAACAACAACAACAACAACAACAACACCACCACCACCACAUACACCCUCUGCAGCUGGAGUGGCUGGCCAGGACGGGCAUGCUGUAUCCCAGGCUUCCAGCGGACCUAGCCGGGUGCGCGGCGCAGCACGCCCUUCUUGGGAAAACCAGACGACCGCGAACCGCGUUCACGUCGCAGCAACUCUUGGAACUGGAGAAGCAGUUUCGGCAGAACAAGUAUCUCAGCAGGCCCAAGAGGUUCGAGGUGGCCACGUCGUUGAUGCUCACCGAGACACAGGUAAAGAUCUGGUUUCAAAACAGACGAAUGAAAUGGAAGAGGAGCAAGAAGGCCCAACAGGAAGCGAGGGCAACGGGCAAAGUGGAGGAGACCGGAAACGGACGUAACGUCGAUCGCGAAACCGCGAGCGACGUUGGCGCUAACGCGUCGAACUCUUCGGAAAGUGGACGUAGCAAUACCCAGGAUAGCCAAAGAGGAAUCGUCGAACUCCAGGAGCCUCUGUAUCGACCUUACGUGGUCUAAGGCAGGACAGCUAACGGACUAUUUUCCAAGAGGACGAGCCUCGACGACCGAGUUCGACCCCGGCGCAACUCCCUGGUUCGUUUUCACUCGAGCCAGGGAAAACUCUCUAUUCCCAUCGGUCGAGUUUCGCGUACCGCGGAAGUGUACCGCAGGCAUUCGACAAUCGUUGCACGCGAUUCAUCGAGACUUGGGUGCGUCGACCGAUUUCUACGUUCGGAUCGAAACACUCGUCGUAUGUCGCUGGACACUUAUUCAGAAUUCCGGAGACAGAGGGCAGAGGCGAAUAGAAAUUCAGCGUCGGUGGAAUCGCAGUUUACAAGCGGUAGCGUCAGAGUUUCGGUACGGCGAUAGCGGCUCGCGCGGUCCAGGUCUUAACUUCGUCCAGGCUUUGGCCGACGAAUAGGGACACGGUAGUUCCUCGUCGCGGACUUCUAUUUGCACCUCCAAUUCGAUAAUCGACAGGACAGGCUACGUUGAUAUCGCGCGUUCUAUAAUGCCCGACGGGGAAAGCGAUACAUCUUUCCUCGACCGUCCUCCUUGUUUCCGAAGACCGUUCUUCGGAGCCAAAAACCUAAGGCGCGAAACUCUCGAUCAAAUUCGGGGGAAACGUACUCAACGACGACGAGUCAAAGAUCGGUUUUCCAUGAAGUUAGUCCAUUUACCGUUCGGAGUUGUAAAUACAAGUGCAGCCUACUUAAGAUGGACCAUCCCGGUGUAAAUAAUUGGAAAGGCUACCGCGUGAAUACCUCCACAAACGUCACUAGUGUUUCCAUCGUAUGCUGGAGUCCAGUUGCGCGCGCUGAGAAGGAAAGCACCCUGGUCCUCGAGAACGAGGGGAUGCUCCCGGUUCGUCGAAAGACGGGCACAUCCUAACGAAACUCUAUUUUCCGGUUUCUCGGGUUCGCGUGUCCGAGUUACGUCCUCUAGGACCGUUUAGCCCGCGCGUUCGUAACACCUCCGCUUGGGUGUGAACGAGGCGUCGAGUUUCGGCAAAGAAACGGCACGCGAGGGGGAAGAAGAUCGCCAGCCAACGAUAACGGCGAGGGCGCGAACCCAUUAGUCGAGAAACUAGCCGUGGAUAAGUGUUUAGUGUAAGUGGUGCUUAAUUAAGAGACGCGAGGUAAGCGAAGUAUAUAUACAUAUGUAAAUCGGAAAGCGGUAUUUAUUAUACACGAAGUGAAUGUAAAUAUUACUCGUGCACGAUUAAGUUAGGAAGAAUGUGACGCAGAAAGUACUAUAUCGCGAGAAGUUCCUAAAAUAAAUGACGAAAGAGCGAA
Messenger RNA from Orussus abietinus, 2584 nucleotides. It is a transcript of the gene exex, whose product is annotated as motor neuron and pancreas homeobox protein 1. Gene Ontology annotation, biological process: regulation of DNA-templated transcription; central nervous system development; neuron projection morphogenesis. Gene Ontology annotation, molecular function: DNA-binding transcription factor activity, RNA polymerase II-specific; sequence-specific double-stranded DNA binding. Gene Ontology annotation, cellular component: nucleus. The coding region runs from base 39 to 1307 and encodes 422 amino acids. NCBI's taxonomy places the organism in Eukaryota, Metazoa, Arthropoda, Insecta, Hymenoptera, Orussidae. The record is from RefSeq and is a predicted model, not a curated record. The transcript has 3 exons.